Molecule: messenger RNA, 579 nt
Organism: Diaporthe citri
Lineage: Eukaryota; Fungi; Ascomycota; Sordariomycetes; Diaporthales; Diaporthaceae
Exons: 4
Coding region: 1-579 (192 amino acids)
Biological process (GO): endoplasmic reticulum to Golgi vesicle-mediated transport; intra-Golgi vesicle-mediated transport
Cellular component (GO): cytosol; cis-Golgi network membrane; TRAPP complex
Source: RefSeq, a predicted model, not a curated record
AUGUCUGCAAGCAAAGCUGCCCGGGUGGGCGAAGAAAUAUGGAAGACACGAAUCGACAAGGUCAACUCCGAGCUUGUCGUGCUCACCUACGGCACCAUCGUUGCACAGCUAUGCAAGGACUUUGACAGUGACUACGUGGAGGUCAACAAGCAGCUGGACAAGAUGGGCUACAACAUCGGGCUGCGGCUGAUCGAGGACUACCUGGCCAAGUCGAACACGAUGAAGCGCUGCGCAAACUUCCGGGAGACGGCCGAAAUGAUCUCCAAGGUCGGCUUCAAGAUCUUCCUCAACAUCACACCCACCAUAACGAACUGGACGAGCGACAGCAAGCAGUUCUCGCUGGUCUUCGAGGAGAACCCUCUCGCCGACUUUGUCGAGCUCCCCGACGACGGCCGCGCGCAGGAUGAGCUCUGGUACUCCAACAUCUUCUGCGGCGUGCUGAGGGGUGCGCUGGAGAUGGUGCAGAUGCAGGUAGAGGCGCACUUCAUCAGCGAUGUGUUGAGGGGAAACGAUACCACCGAGAUGCGGAUAAGCCUGAUCCGAUAUAUUGAUGAUGAGCUCCCGCCUGAGGAUGACUGA